Messenger RNA from Nothoprocta perdicaria, 739 nucleotides. Its product is annotated as ras-related and estrogen-regulated growth inhibitor-like. The transcript is spliced from 4 exons. Bases 1 to 711 code for a protein of 236 amino acids. Lineage: Eukaryota; Metazoa; Chordata; Aves; Tinamiformes; Tinamidae. The record is from RefSeq and is a predicted model, not a curated record. Gene Ontology annotation, molecular function: GTP binding; GTPase activity.
AUGAGCUUCCCGCGGCCGCUGCGGCGCUCGGCCAGCCUGAGCCCCGCGCGCAGCCUGCGCCUCGUCGUGCUGGGCCAGGGCGCCGUGGGCAAGACCGCACUAACCGUGAGGUUCAUCACCCGGAGGUUCAUCGGCGACUAUGACCCAACGCUGGAAAUGAUUUACAGGCACGUGGCCGUCAUCGAYGGGGACUCGGUGCACCUGGAGAUCCUGGACACGGCCGGCCAGGAGGAAGACUCGCUGCAGCUGGAGGAGAAGAUCAAGUGGGGCGAGGGCUUCGCCGUGGUCUACUCGGUGACCGACCGCUGCAGCUUCGACGAGGUGCUGCGCCUCUGCUUCCUCGUGCGGCACCUGCAYGGCGGCGCCCGGCGCGCCGGCGAGCACCCGCCCCUCGUCCUCGUGGCCAACAAGAAGGACCUGCAGGGCGACCGCAUGGUGGCCACGGCCGAGGGCGAGAGCCUGGCCAAGGCCCUGGAGCUGCCCUUCCUGGAGAUCUCGGCGCGCGACAGCUUCGAGGAGGCGGCGGGCGUCUUUGUCGCGCUCUGCCGCGAGCUGCGCCGCCAGGGCCGCCUCUCGCCCGGCUCCUGCAAGCGCCGCGCGGCGCCCUCCAAACUCGUGGAGAAGAUCCCCAGGAUGCCGGCGAGCCCGGCCGCGCCGCCCGCCGGCCGCAGCCUCAGCUUCAACUCCUUCCGGGACUACGUGCCCGAGUGAGCGCCGGCCCUUCCCGAGGCGAGCGCGG